AUGAAGAAAUUUCUUCUUGUAGCUGCCGUUCUUCUGUGUUUAACUCUGGUAAUUGCACAAGAAAAAGAAGAAGAUGAUGAGAAAGUCAGUGGAAAAGUGGAUGAAAAAGAAGAAGAGAGAAAGAGUUGUGUUCAACGCGAGAACAACAGAAGACUCAUCUAUGCGACGCAACAGAACAUUGGAAAUAUGAGAAAACUGGAAUACGACAAAGAAAUGGAGAAACUCAAACCGAUGGAAGGAUUCGAAUGCCCGUUUGGAUGGGAACCUGAGAAAUAUAAAGGGGACGUUUGGGCGGUUAAUGCCGUGGAAGGGACAAAGGAGAACCCAUUGGCCACUAAACUUGCUUGCAUUCAACAUCCGAAAUGCGGAAAACUGUAUUUGACAGAUACUCAUUCCGGUCACGGAGAUGUCAUAAAGGGAAAACCGGGAUCGGAGUGCGGUGGAAAAGCAGAAGAGGGAUUGUGCAUCGGAUCGUCGGCUGCUUCUUUUGGACUUUUAUUCUUACUUGUCAUCAUGUCUUCGUUUUAUUUUUAG
Molecule: messenger RNA, 534 nt
Organism: Caenorhabditis remanei
Lineage: Eukaryota; Metazoa; Nematoda; Chromadorea; Rhabditida; Rhabditidae
Exons: 4
Coding region: 1-534 (177 amino acids)
Source: RefSeq, a predicted model, not a curated record